AUGGCCUCAGCUAUUUCCACUGCUGACUUCGGUUUGGUCCCUUUCUUCCAGACACCCCUAAAGAAGACGAAUGCCCUCAUUGCGCAGAUGGGAAUAACCUUCCUAAAUGCAUACGUUCCCAGUGCACUUUGCUGUCCCAGCCGAGCUAGCAUUUUAACAGGAAAAUAUCCACAUAAUCAUCACGUUGUCAAUAACACUCUGGAAGGAAACUGUAGCAGCAAGUUAUGGCAGAAGAUUCAAGAACCAUACACCUUCCCAGCGGUGCUCAAAACUAUGUGUGGUUAUCAAACGUUCUUUGCUGGAAAGUAUUUGAAUGAGUAUGGAGCAGAGGAUGCAGGGGGCGUAGGUCAUGUCCCUCCUGGAUGGAGUUUCUGGUAUGCUUUGGAGAAAAAUUCAAAGUACUACAACUAUACUCUUUCAGUAAAUGGCAAAGCACGAAGGCAUGGCGAGAACUACAGUGUAGAUUAUCUGACAGAUGUACUGGCCAACAUGUCAUUGGACUUCUUGGAGUAUAAAUCUAAUUUCGAACCUUUCUUUAUGAUGAUCUCCACCCCAGCACCGCACUCCCCUUGGACAGCUGCUCCACAGUACACGAAGAGCUUUCAGAAUGUCAGUGCACCAAGAAACAGCAAUUUUAAUAUUCAUGGAAAGAACAAGCACUGGUUAAUUCGACAAGCAAAGACUCCAAUGACUAACUCUUCAAUACAGUUUCUUGAUGAUGCUUAUAGAAAACGGUGGCAAACUCUGCUGUCAGUAGAUGACCUGAUAGAGAAACUAGUGAAGAAACUGGAGCUGAAUGGAGAAUUAGACAACACGUACAUCUUUUACACAUCAGACAACGGCUUCCACACGGGCCAGUUUUCUUUGCCAAUAGACAAACGGCAGCUGUAUGAGUUUGAUAUCAAAGUUCCAUUGCUAGUUCGAGGACCAGGGAUAAAACCAAAUCAGACAAACAAGAUGCUUGUUGCAAAUAUUGAUUUGGGUCCCACUAUCCUGGAUAUUGCGGGGUAUGACCUGAAUAAGACCCAGAUGGACGGGAUGUCACUAUUGCCGCUGUUGAGAGGAGACAAAAACGUGACGUGGCGAUCGGACUUCUUGGUGGAGUACCAAGGAGAAGGAUACAACGGCAGUGAUCCUACCUGUCCUGGCCUAGGACCUGGUGUCACACACUGCUUCCCAGACUGCGUCUGUGAAGAUUCCUAUAACAACACAUAUGCUUGUGUAAGGACGCUGUCCACUUCCUGGGAUCUGCAGUACUGUGAAUUUGAUGACCGGGAGGUGUUUGUGGAAGUGUAUAACUUGACUGCAGAUCCACACCAGAUCAAUAACAUUGCUAAAACAAUUGAUCAAGAAAUUCUAGAAAAGAUGAACUAUCGAUUAAUGAUGCUGCAGUCCUGUUCUGGAGCAACUUGCCGUACACCAGGUGUCUUCGAUCCCGGGUACAGGUUUGACCCACGGCUCAUGUUCAGCAAUCACGGUGUUCGGGCUCGGAGGUUUUCUGCACAGUCCUUGUAAGGCAUUGAAGGGCCUCUCGCAAUCGGCUCCCGCUGAGCAGUUUCUCCGGUGGCUGCAGCAGGUCUGUCUCCGUAACUCCCGUUGAUUGCAGCUGGAAGACUUUUAAUGGGCUACUCAAACCCUGCGUGGAAGAAAAAACCCUCGUCUUUGGCUGGUUGCCUUGUGCAAUAUGUAUAUUUUACAGCUGAACUCUAACUCUAAAUCGUUAGACACAGCUAAUCUGUCUUGCUCAGAUAGUUGAUUACCACCUUUGUCUUUCAAGUACCUUUUCAUAUCACAGGCACAGAGGUGAACCUAUGCCUAUGAAUCUGAACAGCUUCUUUUGUUCUAAAAAAUCAAUAAACGCAUAUUCGAGUCGGGUUAGAUAGGCAGGUGCUAUUGCACAGUAAUGCUCACCCAUGUUCAGUGUCAUAGACUUCCCUAAAAGCUGUGUUUAAUUAUAGGUUUCCUGUAUGGAGCUCAAAGCUGUUAAUGACAAUAGCAGACUAGCCCAAAAUAGCGUAGGAAGGCAUUAGUCAAAACUGUAGGAUCUGACUAGCGAGUGUCUUGUGCAGAAUCAAAAUCCAUAUGCUAAAUAUUCUCUUUCAACGAGACCACUUCAAAUGAGACCAAUGAAUUUUGUAGGAUGGCUUUGGUAGCUUGCAGACAAGAAUGUAAUUUCAACCUCCUUCUAGUUUGAAACGCUGGAGUGGGUUACUAUGUACUACUGACAAAACUCUUAGGGUUUGAUAUAGGCUUUCUAGUGAGUUAAGAGAAUGUUGAGACUAACAAGUGCUCAAAUAAGUGUGC
Nipponia nippon (crested ibis) is the source of this 2304-nucleotide messenger RNA. The record is from RefSeq and is a predicted model, not a curated record. Lineage: Eukaryota; Metazoa; Chordata; Aves; Pelecaniformes; Threskiornithidae.